This is a messenger RNA of Phoenix dactylifera (date palm), 7714 nucleotides long. RefSeq lists its product as uncharacterized. The record is from RefSeq and is a predicted model, not a curated record. Gene Ontology annotation, biological process: RNA processing. Gene Ontology annotation, molecular function: RNA binding. NCBI's taxonomy places the organism in Eukaryota, Viridiplantae, Streptophyta, Magnoliopsida, Arecales, Arecaceae.
UCAAUUAACCGACACUUCCUCCUCCCUCUUCUCCGCCCUCGCUGUCACGGAGAACGGAAGAAAAAUCAGUAAAUAAACAAAGAAAAAUCUUGGAGGGUUUAUUCCUCCCUCGCCUGUCUUGUUCGAAUCCGAACCCUCAAGCCCUCGCUUUUGUUUUUUCGAUCGGAAUUCCCCUGUUUCGCUGCUCAAUCCCUGAGGCCUCCGAACGAUCGCUAGGGGUGAUGAUGUGACAGGGGAUCUGUACGCCGUCUCCAACGAAAAAGCUUUACUGAUGGUAUAGAGAAAAAAACGCCCCUUUUUCUUUCUUUUUUCCUUUUCUUCUGAAAGAAGCGAAGAAGCGACUGAAAGGUUCUAGUACGAAUCAUGUAGGAAACUCCAAAUAGUGUCUGAACUUUGAAGAAGAGAUUCUAAAAGUGGAAGAUGUAUGGAGAAGGGAACUAUGCCCGCCAAUUUAGGCACGGGCUGCCGCCGCCUCCAUUCCAGCAAACCCCUCCCGGCCCACCCCCUCCAGCUAUGCAACAUGGCCGCAUGGGGCAGCCUUACGUCCGCCGACCUCCUCCUCCAGUCCAUGGAAGUGCCCCAAUCGUUCCUUCCUAUGCCGGCCCGGGCCCUUCUUACCCUCCAUCCAUGUCAAGCCAGAAUGGCUACCAAAUACCACAACAGUUGCCGCCACCGCCAAGAAUGUUUCCACCUCCACCUCCUCCUUCGCAAGGACAAGUUCUGUAUAGGGCUCCUCCCCUGCCCCCUCCUGGGAUUCAACAUGUGCCAAGUCCUCCACUUCCUCCUCCAUCUAGUUUUGUCUCAGUAACGCAUGCUCAAUUUGUGCCAUUUGGAAGUACUUCAGUUGGAGAUGCUCACCCACCCUCCCUUCCACCCCCUCCACCUCCCCCUCCUCCGUCUUCUCCUCCACCCCUUCCACCUUCACCACCUCCACCGGCUCCUCCAAUGGCGGACCUUUCAACUGCUACCAAGGCACCUUCGAUGGAUUCUGCAGCUGAUGGAGCCUGUUCCUUAGGGCAUGUUCCUGCUGAUGCCCCAGUUACUCCAGCCCGAACAGUUGAUAGUGCCCCUGUGUCUGGAAGUUUACUCAUACGUGAAGGUAAUGAUGCUGGAAAGAAGGUUUUACCAGUGGAAGGAGAAGCAUCAGGAGAUCUCCCUCCACCUCCACCGAAGCCAAUUGAAGAAGAUGUUGUUCGGAAUAUUGAGGUGCUGUGUCAUUUUAUUGCAAAGGUUGGACCUGAAUUUGAAAACUUGGCUUGUGCAAGUGAGGUCAAGAAUCCAAAAUUUGCCUUCUUGUUUGGAGGUGCACCUGGGAGUGCCGCUGCUAUUGGGUAUGAAUAUUUUCAGUGGAUGAAAAAGAAAUUUCGUUUUGAAAUGGAAUCAAACAAACAUUCAGAGAGGCCAUUGGAAAUGGAGAGUUCUUUGCCAUCUGAUAAAUUGGAAAAUGAAGAUGCAUUGAGUUCACCUACUGCAUCGGACAUGGAUGUGGAAGAUGAUGUUCGCCUGCCUGGUGGUGAUGCUGGUCUCAACAAAUUAAACACAGUAGCGACUGGAGAGUCUGCCUCUCUAACUAAUGAAAGGGAUGUUGUUGAAGAGCCAGCACCUCAGAGUACAACAGGGCUCAUUCGGGAGGGUGCAAUGUCUAGCACUGUAUCCUGUUCAGGACCUUCAUCCAUACUGCAAGAAGGGGAAGAUGACAGGGGCUCAUCAUUUAUCAAAGAUGUUAGUCCAGUCAGGCCUUUGCCUGGUGCUGCUGAAUGUGCUGUAGAUGAUGACAUGCAACAGCCUGUUAGGCCACUAACUCAAGAUUCUAGCUGGGUCAAUGUUGCGCCAGAUGCUGUCUGUGGCAAAACUACAGAAACUCCGAGGGUAUUUGUUAAAGACAGAAGCCCAUUCCAGCUUAUACAAGGUUAUGCUUCGGAUGACAGUGGAGAAGAUGAUGAUAAAGGCUAUGUGGAUAGCAUCAACCCUGCUAGGACCUCCCAUUCAGCUUCUGUAGACAGGUCAGACUUGCAAAAGGAUAAGGGGUAUGAAUUGCCUCUUAAUUUUAGCCCUAAGAGUCUUCCUGGGACCGAGAAAUCCAGAUUGCAGACUGAUUCAAGUCAUUCUUUGUCCACAAUGCCCAAAGAAGCUACUCCUUUUGGUUGCUCAUCCCCACAAAAAUCUUCACCACCAGGUGUUAUCUUUGCUGAUUCUAUUGAUGCAAUUGAAAUUGUGUCUGAUCAUAGUAAUCACGAUCAACAUGAUGAGAGACUGCAUGAUAAGACUGGAACUUCUGAACCUUCUGAGGACAAUGAUAUUGUGGGGGGUAAAAGUAUUAAUCUUGACUGUCAAUUCACUAAGCUUCACUCAGGGGACGCAAAGCAGGAAUCCACUACACCAAAUGUGGAUGAAUUUGGGCAAUUGGUAAGAGAAGGUGUCGGUGACAGCGUCUCUGAUGGGAUGCACAGCAAUGAAAGGUGCGGUAAAAGGGUGAGGAGUUGGAGUCACAGUCGGUCACCACAAGAAAGUAGAUGGAGGUGGAGUCGCAGUCCUAGGAGAAGAGACAAAUGCAGGCGAUCUUGCAGCUUGUCCCCUACAAGGAGCAGGAGUAAGUCGCCGUCAGAUUAUAGGCGGACAACUCUAUCUGAGAGAGGAGAUCAAGAUCAGCCUCCCAAAUAUUUCAAUUUUAUUCAAGGAAGGUGCUUCCAUGGGGCAUCGUGUUUUCUCCACCAGGAUGUUGGACAGCACCAGGACAGGCAGCCAGAUCAUAAAGACUUUGCACAAGGUUCUGACAACUAUGAUGGGCAUGAUGAUACUUUGGUUUCUGAAAACCACUACCAUGCUACGGGUUUAAUGACAAAUAUGGAUUUUGAGAAGUCCGAUGAUGUCAAUCUGGAAGAAACAAAGAGGUUGGAGGUGCAGACUGAUGAGAAAUUGUCUGAGGCCAGGACUAAGAUUACUCAUGAUGGAGUUUUGGGUAAGAAAAUUGCAUUGGACUCUGUGAUAGAUGAUGCAAUACUGAGUUUGAAAAAUGAUACUGGGGAACAACAAAUUACUGAUCAAGCUUCUCAAGAUAUUAUUAGUCAAGUGAAGGAACCAAAACAAAUGGAAAUGGUGCAGGAGGCACCUAAGAUUAAUGAUGUGGAGGAAGAAACAACUCAGCCUAUGCUAGAAUCCUCCCAGCCUUCACCUUCUCAUAAAUCUGAAGGUUUGCUCAAAGAAACUGUUUUGGGACAAGCUAACUCAGAGGGUCAAAUUGUUCAGGCUGAUGCAUUUCAAAAUCAUGUCCCUUCUAUUCCGCCAUAUUCAGAAGAUGCUCUAGCAUCUCAGACGUAUCAAAUCCCAAGUUCUGUGAGCUAUUCAUCUGCAAAUCAUGAUCCUACAAGUCAGCCUUGGAAUCAAAGGUUGCUUCUGAAUGAGUUUCCCCCAACCAGAUUUUCAGUUCCCGAUGAUAAAUCUCAGCCAUCUCAGCUGCUACCUGCACCCCAGGGGCAUCCUCCUCCCUUCCUUCCUGCUGACAAUAUUACUGCACCAUUUGCUUCACAACAUCCUAGAGAGAAUCUCCCACCACCAGUCACAGGCUACUCACAGCCUCGUCCCUUAGAUAUGUUAAAUUCCCACCGACCACCUGUGGCUAGUGAUUACCAUUCUCAAUGUGUGCAUCCUCCGAACUCCAUGUGGUCAUAUCCCACUUUGCCACCACCUUCACAUGUGAAUGGAUUGCCCAGCAGGCCUGCCUUUCCUGCAACAGAAUUUUCACACAUGCAGUUUCAGCAAAAUAUUAUGCCACCUAGAAACGACUUUCCUUCUAUAAGGUCCUAUCCUCCGGUGGAGCUGAUUCGUUCUCAGUUAGUUGAUUUUCGUCCUCAAUCUUUCCAGUCAAUGGAGUCGUCUCAUCAUCCUCCCUUGCAUAAGGAUGAGUUUAAAUGGAGGUCUUUGCCAUUGGAAAAUCAGCAGAAUGAUCCAUUUCAUAGAGCAGAUUGGUUAUCACGCCCUCCUAUGCGUGAAGGUUUUCGAAUCAUCUCGGAUUUAUGGCAGGGGGAAUAUCAUUUGCAUCAUCAAUCUCCUCAUGAUGAUGCUCGAGUUCCAUUUCCUGCUCAGGCGCCUAGUUCUUCUAAUUUGUAUUCCCGAAGCAGUGCUAUGUAUCCUCAAACCGUUUCAAAUCAAUCAGAGUCUUUCCUUGGGAAUCGUCUGCCCCUAGGGUUUUCCUCUAGGGAAGAAUUCCCUACUGUCAGCAAUCUGCCUUAUUCACAACCUUCGUAUGACCGGCAACGCCUUUCCAGCAUGAAUUUUCCUUCAAAUGUGGGUGGCCCGGGCAUGACUAAUCCUUCUCUACAAAGAUUCUCAUCGACCUUCUCAGAGAGCAAUUUGCUACCUCAGCUAUCUGAUACUGGGGCACCAAAAACAUCUAUCUCCGCCCACUACAACCCGUUUGCAUCUACUUUUGAAGAUCCACCUGGAAGCUUAAAGAUUGGUUCUAGUAAAUAUGAUUCUUCGUUCAGUUCAAGCCAUGGGCCAUUAGGUGGUUGUGGUUCAAGGUUGGCAGAUUCACCACCCAAUUCAAGAAGAUCAGGAGAGCAAUUCUUGCCAAGAAGUGCUGGUUAUUCUCAUGAAAGUUCUGCAGAAGUGCUACCGGAUGUGGACAAGCAGUUUGUUAGGGAUCCUGCAUCUGGUGUCCCGUAUGAUCCACUCUUUGACAGCAUCGAACCAUCUUCUAACACACUCGAGAAUCUAAAUCAUGUUCAAGAGCAAAACCUGGCUGCUAAUGAUGCAGGCAUGGCACCAAAAAUCAACAGUUUGACUAGGCCUUUAGAUGUUGAGGAUAACAAUAGGCAGAAAGAUGGCACAGGUGCUGAACUUAUGUCGGAAGUUGAUGAAUUUGGUGAGGUGGCCACAGAUGCAGAGGUGGAUGCUGUUGAGAACGGGAGCCCUCAACAAGUGGAUGCGAAAAACUGGAGCCCAGUCAUUCCAACUGAAGGAGGGAACACUGCUGCAGGCGAAAUUGAGAUUGGCCAGGUUCGAUCACCUGGAAAGAAGAAGAGCAAGCAUUCAAGGUCGCUGAAACUUCUCAAGAUUGCCCUUGCAGAUUUUGUGAAGGAAGUCCUUAAGCCUUCAUGGAGACAGGGAAACAUGAGCAAAGAGGCAUUUAAGACCAUUGUGAAGAAAACAGUGGAUAAGGUUUCUGGUGCAAUUCCAAGUCAUCAGAUACCCAAAACACAGGUGAAGAUCAAUCAAUAUGUAGAGUCAUCACAGCGAAAACUGACCAAGCUGGUGAUGGCUUAUGUAGACAAAUAUGUCAAGAUGUAGAUAAUGACUGCUAACCAUGGGAGUACCUUCUAGAGCGAUCUCCUUUCCUCUCCACCAUACACACAAUGACUUGCUGAUGCAGAAAAAUCCUUUUAUGAGAGAUUGAGGGCUUGAUGAGACAGAUUGGCUGCACAUAAGGUGUUUUUUUUGGAGCGGCUGUUUCACACAGCCCAGUGAUUUUAGCUGAUAAUAUUUUUCUCAGCAGUACCAUGGAAUCAACAGACAUGUAUGUAUGAACCCAAAUCUCUGGAUGGUUUUUGCUUUUCUGACUGAUUUCUGCAAGUCAUCAGUUAUGGGAAUCUGAUUUAUAACAUAUUUCGUACUUUACUGUGGCAAAUUUGUUUUUGUUAUGAUUCUGUGGGGAGGCUCCAACUAAGGAAGCCAUGAUGUUAUAGAGUUACUCUUAGGCUCUUAGCUUUUAAUUCCUCAGUAACCAAAUUUUAUGAUUUUUUUUUGUUGUUGUGUUUCAAGCUUAGAUACAACAUAUCUUUUAUACUAAAAAAAUUCCCUAAUUUUGGACUCUGAUGGAGGAUAACUUGAUGCAUGACAAAGCUUGUAUAUCUUAAUAAUUCAACUAUGUUUAGCGGUUUGAUAAUGUUUGACACUAUAUCGCAUAUAGAUUUCGUAUGAUUUGGUAGAGAAUGUGUGGAAUAGUCUUAUAAACCACUGAGAGUGAUAUUGAUGCAUAUUUUACUACCUUUGAUGCAUAUUUUACUACCUCUUUUUAGGUGAUUGAGGAUUAAUGCUCACCUUCAGUUGACUUUAUUUUUUUCUUUCUUCUAAUUGGCACAUGAAAAUUUUAACAUUUAGUCUUCAGAUGCUAGCAUGGACUUGUGUGCAUUGCUUAAUUGCAAGUUUUAAAGGGAUUCUUAUGUUCCUAAAUUAAUUGCCACGUGAAAAUUUUAACAUUUAGGUAGCAUAGACUUGCAUGCUUUUGCUAAAUUGUAAGUUUUAAAGGGAUUCUUAUGUUCCUUAGGUCUUCUCUAGUUAGGGUUGAAGGAUGUUGAUGGUAUUUUAUGAAGUACCCAGUUUUAAUAUGAGUUUUUUUUUAAUAUGCCUUUGACUGAAGCAAAGCAUGUGAUGCCCAUGCAUAUGAAAUAUUCAGAAAAUUUGAAUAGGUUGUAGCUAUUGUUUGGAGAGUGAAAUUCUUCAAGUUACUUAUGCUUCUGUCAUUAACUAAACUGCCUUCAUAUGGGAGAACUAUGAACUUGUUAAACAGGAAUUGAGUUAAAAGUGAACCUGUGUAUGAUUAUAGUUAUCAGGUGGAGAGUGAAGUUCAAUAUUUUAACGAGAUGCCAAAGUCUGUUGUAAUAUGGUGUCUCAUCAAUCAUCAAUCAAGCUAAGAAGUUAAAAAGGGGUUUGCUUUAUAAUGUAUUUCUUCCAUGGAUUGUUGAAGCCCUCUAGCUUUUGCCAUGUAGUUUUAUGUUUGAAUGGUAAGCUGAAGACUACUUUAAAGGCUUUUGGAAUUUGAUUUAUAUAGGCAAUUAGGUUUGGUUGCAAGGAAAUCCAUGGAAAUAAAAAGGAAAACUAAAUGUUUUCCAUUGAAAUGGAAAUGUUAUCUGGAAAAGCUCUCCGACUUUGUUAUUUUCGAAUGAAACAAACAAAUGGAAAUGGAAAACUAGAUUUUCCAAGAAAAAUAAGUUUUCCAAGCAGUUUCCCUUGCAUCUAGACAUACCACGAGAAAGUGGAAUCCUGAGAAUUUCGAACGUUCUAGAAGAUAAGCUUUUGCAGGCCUUUAAUUUGCUUUGUUGGCUGAUUGUGAGCUGCCUAUUAUGAAUUCUAGGAUUAAGCAAGACAUGCAAACUCCACAUUUAAUAUAUAAGCACACAAUUGUAACUAAGGAUUAAAAUGUGUCAUACAUCUGUGCCAAUGCUGGUUACUUGCUGGCGAGGUAUGGAUCAUGCCAUGCUAUGUUGAGCUGAGCAGUGUUUGUUACAUGCCCUUGAAUCACUUUUGACCAACUUGCAUCAGAUCAAUAUGGGUGCAUGCCCAACUAUAUGCAAGGGUUUCUGACAAACAAAAUGGUUUGUUUUUACUUGAAUUGCUCUUGACUAGCUUGCACCAACAUGGAGCAAUAUGGGCUGGCAUGCAAGAUAUAAGGGCAUGUAUCUCUGUAUUUGUGCUGUUACUGUGUUUUCACAUGACAUACUGUAUGGCAUCAAUAAGAUACAAUCCCUGAAACCUCCAUCAAUUAAUAAUAUAAGUUUGUCGACACACAAAAUUCCAUCUGAACCCUUUUCUUUGGGUUUGGUCAAUGUCUAUUCCAAGGUUUUAAGUCCUGGCGGGACGGGGGAAGUCCCGAUCGUCCUGCCCCAUUCCCAUGAAAAAAUGGGAUCGAGACGGGUUGGAACUCUGAAACCCAUCCAUGUGGUGAGAGGAAAAGACAGAGAAAAGAUGAAGAAAAGAAAAAAGUGAAAGUAAAGAA